AUGUUAAGUGAAGCACAACGUUCAACACGGUCACCGACAGAAUCAGUUCAGACAGAUUCUGUACGUACGGGCCCAACGACCGGUGUGAAAGGGCGAUUAUCUCCUCAAUCAUCUAUCACCGAAGAAGAUUCUAGUAGAAUUCCACCACCGCCACCUCCUCCGCCUCCUCCGCCAGUUAUUUCUCGUGCACCAGUCAAAUCAUCCUCAACAUCAGCAUCAACAUCAUCGUCGUCGUCUUCAUCAAAAUCGGCGAGUACUGUACGGACUAAAUCGAGUGAACAGUCCAGACCAACCGUUCGUGGAGUAGGCACGACAAAACCUAUUAGCGCAGUAACUAUUAACAAAUCGACAUUACGACGCAUGAGUUCCGAUGAGAAAAGUAAACCUAAUCGGCAAGUGUCCGGUAUAAGUACAAAGCCAUCACAAUCGAAGCACAAAUCAACAGGAAUAUUCACUCGUAUUAGUGCACGUGAUUUCAUCAAUGAUAAAUCAAAUGGGACACUCGUAUCAUAUCUCAAAGGUGGAAAAAACAAUCAAAGCGUUUUCGAAAAAGUCGAUACACAUGAUGGACAUACGACUUAUUUGGGUAGUGGAAACUAUUGUGACCUAGAAGAUUGUAUACGCGAUUGUUUAUCGAAAAACCAAUGUCACACGGAUCAGAAAUAUUACAGCUCAAGUCAUGAUUAUUCAUAUAAACCUUCAACACGUGCUUCGGUACUCGAAGACUACAGCUACGACGGAAUAAUAGAACCCAAGCAUCGCUCGUCAUACACGAGUUAUAGUCAUCUUCAUGAUCGUGAUUAUUGCAGUCCUCUUACAGAUUAUCUUUGUGAUAGCAGAAAACAUGCAGGAGAACUUUCACUUGACGAAAUUCGUAAAGUCAACGAUCAUCUGGCUAAAUACGGUAUACCAGUUUUUUCUCAUCAUGACAAUCCACAUCAUUCGCAUCAUUCCCAUCACAAACCACAUUCUGUAAAUGAAAUCGUAUCUGCAUGUCGACUUCUUCUCAACGAACCGAGACUUGCUGGAUUACAUUCAGAUGGAUCACAGGCUGUACAUCACGCCUGGGAUGCAAUACAUAAUCAUCCUAUGCCACAAAAUGAUCAGGGCUAUGCCUCACCAGCAGUUCGUGGUGUCGCAUCGCAUUUAUUCCCUUCUGGUCAACCACCGUAUGAUCCUCUACGCAGUGUUUCAUCUCACAUGUUUGGUCCACCUCAAGCACCACCAUAUAACCCUCCACCUCCAAAUAAUCCACCACAUUUUUUUGCACCUGCACAACCACUACCGCCAUACAAUCCUGGUCCAAGUGUUCCAACGUAUCCUUAUGGAUCACCACCACCACCACCACCGCAACCACAGCAGCAGCAGAGCUCAGGCCAAAGUGUUCUAUCGCGUUUAUUUGGAUCUCAUUGA
This is a messenger RNA of Adineta ricciae, 1413 nucleotides long. Lineage: Eukaryota; Metazoa; Rotifera; Eurotatoria; Adinetida; Adinetidae. The record is from the annotation of a GenBank genome assembly.